Molecule: messenger RNA, 3802 nt
Organism: Linum trigynum
Lineage: Eukaryota; Viridiplantae; Streptophyta; Magnoliopsida; Malpighiales; Linaceae
Source: the annotation of a GenBank genome assembly
GUGAAUUGGGUGGAGUUCGGGUUAGUCGGUCGGGUCACGGGUUAGUCUGAUUCGAGUCAAUCGAGUUCGGGUUAAUCGGGUUGUGGUCAAUCAGGUUGCGGGUUAGUCGGGUUGCGGGUUAAUCGGAUUGUGAGUCAAGCGGUUUACGGGUUGUUGAUUUUUAUUCAAUUCGGGUUGUGGACGGGUUGCAGGUCGGAUUGAUUGGGCGGGUUAGUCGGGUCGGGUUAUGUUUUGACACCUCUAUCUAUGAGUGAGAAGGGAACGGAAAAGAAAAGAUUGUAGGCUCUAUAAGCGUAUCGACUGAAAGAUAAGGGACCUUAACGUAGUUUUCCUAGAAUUCAGGGCCGGUUUUGGUUUUUAUUAAUUGUGGUCCAGGCGUCCAGCUCAUUCGGCGAAAGAAUUAACCCGGUUAGGUCUUUCUGAACCGCGUCUUCUUACAAAGAGUCACAAGCCCGAUUUCGUCUUUCGCCGCCGCCACCAACAACCUCUCUCCUUCUCCAAUCUUGAAAAUCAAUUCUCCGAUCUCCUCCUUGAUUCUUCAUCCAAUCCUUCAAAUCGUUGCCCGAUUCGUUCAAUUCGAUUCGUUCUCUGUCGAUCGACACCUUUUUUCCCUCCUGCCGUUGAGUUUUGAUUAACAUAGGGUUAGGGUUCCAGAUCUGCCAUAUUCGACGCCUCUAUUCCACCGAUCCUUCAUAGUUUUGCCUUUGAUUCGUCUUAUUGUUUGAUUUCACCUACCGAUUUCCCUCCAAUUUUGCGGAUAAUCGUGUUCCGGUCGCGUCCUUGGGGUUUCGAUUUUUUUCGGUAGUUUCGAUCUGCGUCGUCUCGUUCGAUUCUUCGAAUAGGUUGAGGGGUUUUGUUCCCUGGGCUAUUACUUUGACGAAAAAUCCCUUUUUGAUACGUCAAUUCGUUGUUUGAUCGGUGAAUUCGAAAUCUAGGGUUAGGUUUUUUUUUUGAAAAAAAUUCGUGGACUCUGUUUGCCUAAAUUGGUUUGGGGGUUUCGUCAAUUGGCCUCUGUUGAUUGUUUGAAGUCAUUAAUUCGGUGUUUCUGACUGCUAAUUUCUGCUCCAAUUGUCCAAUUUCGUCCGGAGGCUUGAACGUGAAGAACACUUUUAAGGUAACUUGUUUUAAAUUGGGAUUGAUUACCUUUAAAAUUUGUAUGGGUCACUGGAUGACCAAAUUGAUGAGUUCUCUUCGUUCAAUUGGAGUGUGUUAUCAUGAAGCUGGUAGUUCCGGUACUCUAGCUUUGUGGGAGUGUUUUGAUCUUUGACAAGUUAAUGAUGAUUGCCAAUUUUUGCAUUAAACGCUGCACCGCUGCUGUGUGCGUUACUUCUAUUGUUCAGCGACACUGCUAGCUUGGUCUUGAAAUGAUACUCUAAUGUCUUGCAUGCUUUGCAGGUUGAUAUGGGAUAUAAAAGGCUAUUUGAUGAUACUGAUUUUCAAGAGCUUCCCUCAAAGCAAGCAAGACAGCUGGACUUCAGCACUAGAUCGACUCAGUUUGCAGAAAACCUGCCUUACAUGAGUUCUCCUAAGAAACCUGAUUCUUCAGUUAACCAGGACAAUAGGAAUGGAAAACCUCUGCGGCAUGAGGCAUCUGAAAAUGCUGUUGUGCCCAAGAAUUGCACCAAUGAGGAUGUCAGCUUCAAAGUUGCAGCUUGCUCUUCCUUAUCUCCUCAAUAUCCCGAUUAUAGGGGCCUAUGGGAAUUUAUCCCAUUCAGCAAUGUCUACAUUCCUUACUUUGACCGCUUCCCAAGAAAGCAAGUUCCUCUAGGACAAAACCAUCAAGCCAUCAUCCCUCCACUGUGUUCCAAUGUUGAGAAGCACAAGAAAGGGGCUGAAGGAUUAUCUGAGCCAGAUGCUUUGUUAAUGUCAAGCGACGAGGAGAAGAAGCUAAUGGGCACUUGCAUCCUUCCGAUGCCUGAUACUGAAUGUUUCUCUCCUGACCAGGUUGGAGUUAGUGGAUCUAAUUGUUGCUGCCUAGAUUCAGGGUCACUGAGAUGCGUGCGACAACAUGUAUCAGAGUCUCGGGAUAAGCUGAAAAAAUCUUUGGGUCAUGAGAAUUUCUCGAGCUUAGGGUUUAAUAACAUGGGAGAAGAGGUAGCAUGGAAAUGGACCGAGGAUGAAGAGCGUUUGUUCCAUGCUGUUAUCUAUUCCAACCCUGCAUCCUCUGGUCAGAACUUCUGGAACCACCUUACACAAGUAUUUCCUGCUCGGUCCAUGGACGAAAUUGUAAGCUAUUACUUCAACGUCUUCAUGCUUCGAAAGCGGGGGUCUCAGAACAGAUCCGAAGUCCUCGACGUCGAUAGUGAUGAUGAUGAAUUGCAUGGGAUUGAUGUAGGCUCGUAUGAAGGUGAAGAAGACUCGGAAGAAGAAGAGGAAGGUUCCGGUGUUGAAUCUCCCGUUGAGGAUUAUAGUCGUCAAUUGAACCGCGGUGAGGAUAUUGUUACUGAAGAUGACGACGAUGAUGACGACGAUGAUGGUGAUGGAAGCAGCCACAUGGGAAAUUGUUGUUAUGGAGGUUUUACAGGAGAUGAGAACUCAGGAGGGGUUGAUUACGUCUCGGAGGGAGCACCAUGUGGUAAUAAGUCGUUUUCUGGUAACAUGUACGAUUCUGUGUUCAAACAUGCACCAGAGAAGCAUGAUGAUGACCAGACUGCUAUCCAAGAUGACUCAUGCACGUCUUUUGAGUUCCAAGCAGAUAAGGAUGAUCCUUGUUACCACCUGACAGGGGAGGGGGAGGCUGCUGCUCUUCAUGGGAGUGGAGUUGAUAAUGUUUAUGUCAAGAGUUGCUCAAGUGGCGGUCAAGUGGAUGCUUGCAGCUACAUGAUGGAUGUGGUGCCCAUGCUGGAUUUUCAUAACGAUGAAGUUUUGUACAGACUCUACUCCAGUCCGGAAAAACUGCCCGCAGAAGAUGCAGCCGGAGACUAUAUGGUUCAAGAUUACUCAUGCCUGCCUUCGGAACCCGUCGGAGUUGCAGUAGAAGAUGGUGGAGCUGAGAAUGGAGUAGUCUCUGGCAAAGUAGAUAGCGGGUGCAGUGAUGCGAUGGAUCUGAUUCCCAUGUUGGAUUUUCGCGAUGAGAAAGCAUGGGAUGCUAUUUUCCCGGGCUCUGUAUAGGGGGGCUCUGGUUACUGCAGCAUCAUUGAAGGGGGAAAAGAUGUGAAAUUACCAGAAAGACUGAGCAAUUGGCAACUGCUUUUCUCGGAAAGAUCAGUAGCACAUUCAUCCGUUGUUGCACUAAAGCUCAGUGCAGCUUGUGAGAUGGCCGAAGUGGCCAGGAGGAAGAAAACAGCAGGAAAAUUUGUUCUUUUCUUUUUGGCUCUCGAUGUACAUUCUUAAUGUGGCAUGGCAGUGCCACCGGCCUUUUCCCCUGUCCCAUUUUUCUUGGGUAUCAAGUGAAAUACCCAAAUUCUGGAUCAAUAGAUAGAUAUGGGGAAAGAGGUACUGGAAGAGCCAAUUGACAUGUAAAUAACAUAUCUAUUCAGAUAAACUGAUUUGACUGCACCUUGAGAAGGGCUCCCCCAUAUCAGAAAUGGUGCUCUGUUUUGGAUACUUUGUAACAGAAUGUUACCUAAACGAACUUAGAAUUAGGUGGCAAAGCUUUUUUUCUUCUUGAAAGCUCCUGCCACUUGGCCAAAGUUGGCCAAAGGAGGUAGAGUUAUGAAAUUUGGAGGUAGAGUUAUGAAAUUUGAGAAUGUAAUUGGGUGCAUAGAUAAUUGUUGUAUAAUUUUGUUUGAAAAUACGUGAUAAAAAUAGUGAAUUUUAGCAAAAAAUGGCAUGAAUGAUGCGAUAAAAAUUAAGUCUUAUG